Messenger RNA from Pristis pectinata (smalltooth sawfish), 3928 nucleotides. It is a transcript of the gene slc4a11, whose product is annotated as solute carrier family 4 member 11. The coding region runs from base 381 to 2915 and encodes 844 amino acids. Gene Ontology annotation, molecular function: solute:inorganic anion antiporter activity. The record is from RefSeq and is a predicted model, not a curated record. Gene Ontology annotation, biological process: monoatomic anion transport; monoatomic ion homeostasis; transmembrane transport. The transcript is spliced from 20 exons. Gene Ontology annotation, cellular component: plasma membrane; basolateral plasma membrane. Lineage: Eukaryota; Metazoa; Chordata; Chondrichthyes; Rhinopristiformes; Pristidae.
GCCUGCUAGUAUUUAUAAAAUUCUUCUUUGAGAUUGACGCAGGAUUUAGAUUUCUAAACUUCAAUUUAACAUCCUGUCCUUGACUUCCAAUUGUAUAGAGGAAGAAGACACGUGUUUUAUAUACUUUCGUUUUACUGUGAGAUGGGUUUUAUUUCCUCCGGCCCAUUUUGCAGAUUAAGUUUGAAAGUUGUUAUUUUGUUGUCAGGGGAGGGGGUAGUGUAAUAGGCGGAGGUUAGACCCCCUUGGGCGUUGCUUGGACUUUGCUGACGGUCAGGACUUGGUUGCAGUGGGAGCUGCUUUUAAAGAGCGCCUGGUGAGAGGGAUGAGAUGUUGAAGGUGGGUCGCCCGUGCGGAACACAGCGCUCGCACACCUCGCCGGUAUGGAUCCCACGCGGGUUUUUCAACUGCAGCUUUGUGAUACGUCAGCACCAACUGUGAACGGGUACUACCUGCAGGAGAGCGACGAUAUGACCAGCUGUGAGGAUGGCAGUGAGGGCCAAGAAACUGGUGCAGACAAAGCCUAUGAAACUGUAAAUGCAUCAUCCAUCUCAGAUGACAGCAUUCAGUUCUAUGUCAACGUGAACGUAGAGCUGGAGCCAAAUGCAGAUGAAAAUGACAAUGCUGGAUGUGUCUUGCUACAUACUUCUAGAAAAUACCUGAAGUUGAAGAACUUUGAGGAGGAGGUGCGAGCGCACAAGGACCUCGACUGUUUCCUCGCAAAGGCUGGAAUCUUGCUGGACAUGACGGCCCUGUCGCUUGACGACGUUCUGCAAGAGAUGCUCAAGCACAUUGUGAAGGAGUCCGAUAACAUGGAGCCCAGUUGCAACUUGGAUGAAGUCAUGGGUGGUUUAUUCACGGAUUCGAGCACUUCUCAGAAAGGCAAUGGAAAUGUGCACCUCCUGUCGAACAUCAUUCAAGGAGUUUCUUCUACAACAACUGGUGUUCAAUACCAGCAGUCCUGGCUCUGUCUUCUGUGCACUGUCACGACACUCCAGAAGCGCCACGUGUGUAUAAGCCGACUAGAGAGGCCUCAGAACUGGGGGGAGAAUUGCUGUGAGGUGCGCUACGUUAUUCUGAUCCUGGUGCCAGCCAAAAUGAAGAGCACAAAGACUGCCAUUGAAGUUGGAAGGACUUUUGCCACAAUGUUUGCUGACAUGAACUUCCGUCAGAAACUCUCAGAAGCUAAAACAAAGGAGGAGUUCAAAGAGACUCUAAUUCUUCAGCGACACCUUCUAACUGUGAUCCAUCGGGAGCCAAGCAAGAAAGAGGAUUCGAAGGAAAAGCAGGAUAAUCGCGCUCAGGCUCAUAACUACCUAUGUUUGGGUAAAGGAAUGCUGGAAGACCUAAGGCGCAGGUUGCCUUUCUAUCUCUCGGAUUAUACAGACGGUAUACUUGGAAGCAAUAAGUCCAUCAGAAAGUACAUCACAACUAUCUUGUUUCUAUAUUGCAUCUGCCUACUACCAACGAUAGCUUUUGGUUCUUUAAACGCUGAGAACACUAGAGGGUCGAUCGAUGUGCAGAAAACCAUACUUGCCCAGUGCAUUGGAGGAGUGGCCUAUGCAGUAUUCGCUGGUCAGCCAAUGGGUAUAGUUUUAACAACUGCACCCCUGGCCUUGUACAUACACGUAAUCCAGGGCAUCUGUGAUGACUACAGUCUGAAUUUCUUUGCUUUUUACGCCUGUGUUGGCUUGUGGAAUAGUUUCUUUUGUGUCAUCUAUGGUAUCGGUAACUUAAGUUCAAUGAAGAAGUUUUUCAAAAGAUCAACAGAUGAGAUUCUAGCCGUCUUCAUAUCCAUUGCAUUUGUGGUGGACGCUUGUAAAGGCUUGGCCAAAAUUUUUCAGGAUUAUUACUUCUGCCCUAAAAUCCAAGGAGGGAGCGAGGAGUUUGGUUCCAAGUUUAAUGCCAGCCAUCCACUCAACGCUACGGACCCUGACUCUGGGGCUCAUCCCUGUGGCCGGGAUAGUGCUGUCCUAAGUCUUUUCCUGAUGCUCGGCACCCUGUGGCUGGGGUACACCUUGUUCCAGUUCAAGAAAAGCCCUUUCCUGCAUGCCCGGGUCCGUGAAACCUUGUCUGAUUGUGCCUUGCCAAUAUCGGUGUUGGUGUUUUCAUUUGUGGGAUCAUUCCUUUUUAGAGAUAUCAAGGUUGCUUCAUUUAGUUAUGAUCCAAACAAAGGCUUGUUCAAUCUGGCCCCGUUUCAUGUUCUGUCUGUCGGAGCGAUAUUUGGUGGAAUGGGUUUGGGCUUCCUUCUCUCAAUGCUCUUUUAUUUGGAACAGAACAUUGUGAUGUCAUUAACAAAUGCUCCCCAGAACAGAUUAAUGAAAGGCACAGGCUAUCACUGGGACAUCUUCCUUGUGGGCAUUGUUAACAUAGUUUUGUCCAUCUUUGGGUUACCAUGGGUACACUCUGCAUUCCCCCAUUCUCCUUUGCAUGUCCGUGCUCUAGCCUUUGUGGAGCAGAGAGUGGAGAAUGGUCAUCUAUACGAGAUGAUUAUUCGAGUUAGGGAGACUCGUGUGUCGGCUCUUGUGGCACACAUACUAGUGGGAAUCUCGCUUCUGCUGUUACCCAUCCCUCUCCAGUGGAUUCCAAAACCCGUUUUGUACGGGCUCUUCCUCUACGUUUCUGUGACCUCCAUCGAUGGGUGUCAGUUUUUUGAGAGAUUGGCUCUUCUAUUUAAAGAACAGACUUCCUAUCCCCCCACACACUACAUCCGGAGGGUCCCACAGAGGAAGAUCCAUUACUUUACUGGUCUCCAGUUAAUCGAGGUUGCCAUUCUCUGUGGCUUUGGAAUGGCCCCACUGCCAUACUUGAAGAUGGUCUUUCCACCCAUAAUGCUGGCAAUGGUUCCUGUCAGGUGCCUCAUCCUUCCCAAGAUAAUUGAAGCCAAGUAUUUGGACGCAAUGGACGCGGACCAUUAAGGAACAGCAGAGGUUGGCCUUUGGACCACGGGAGCUUGGGAUAAUGGGAUGUGUCUGGAGGAGAGUCUUUGUACAUUUGCAGCUUAAGCUUGAGGACUGGCUUAAGUGUAUGUGCACUGAAUGAAGAAAGUGAUUGGCCGGGGCUGCCACCUUAUCGAGCCCCUACAAUUAGAGGGGCCAAAUCCUGUGCUUUUUUUUUUCUUUUACAUUUUUUACACCACACUUUGGGAAAUCUCUUCAGAUAAGAUUGCACAAUGGAGAACUGGAGUGAUGGGAUUGACAGUUUAUGGAAAUAAUGUUGCACACUUUUGAAAUUGUCCUGACACAGCCCCAUCCUUCCCAUUUACUAUCCCACCUGUCCACAGAAGAUAUAGGACUGAUUGUUUAUAACCUUCAGACAGCUAGGGGCUUCUGAGGCAGUGGAUCCUCCAUGCUAUCUGCCAAGUAGUGGAGCUGUGUAACCAUUGUGGUGGUGUUGAUGGUCUUGCUCUACCCACGUCCCUAGCACGAGCCAUCUGACAGGGAUUUCAUAUUUGUGUUCUGCACCUUGGUGGCCUUGUUACCUUCACUGGUACCUCUCUAGUCACCGAUUUCUUUAAAAGUGAGAGCUGCAAAUUUGAGGGCCAUCACUUCCGUGGUUGUGAGCUGCCGAUGGAACAGGAAGGCAUGGGAGCCACUGUGUGCUGGGCUAUUGUAUCUAAUCGGGAUGAGUCCAUGCAUUUCACUGUCCCUGCUGUUCACAAGCAGCUUCCUACCUCUCCUGAUUAGCUGUAAAGCAAAUCUUGGAGAUGCUGACCCUUCACUGCGCACACGGCUGUGUGCAUCCUCCUGUACUGUAGAGUUGUAAAUGGGUUGUAAAUGUAAAUGGUUUGUUUCUACCACAGUGCUAUAACCCAAAGCCUGUCUGAUUUACUGUAAUAUAUCCUAAUCAUGAUAUUGAUCAUUGGUUUCUUGCUGAUGUCUGAUAUUGACAGUGGUGGAACAGAAAAAUUAAAAUACUGGAAAUGUUUUCU